This is a messenger RNA of Naegleria lovaniensis, 4680 nucleotides long. RefSeq lists its product as uncharacterized. Gene Ontology annotation, biological process: motor neuron axon guidance. The record is from RefSeq and is a predicted model, not a curated record. The transcript has 3 exons. Lineage: Eukaryota; Heterolobosea; Eutetramitea; Acrasida; Naegleriidae. The coding region runs from base 1 to 4680 and encodes 1559 amino acids.
AUGUGUGUAUUUGCCAUGAACUAUACGAAGAGUGAAUUCGCAACAGGCUCAUGCGGAUCUGGAUGUUCUACCAUUGGUCAAAUGUCCUUUGACAGCUCUUCCCAACUUUUGUACACUUCAGGAGGAUCUCAAGCCAUCCUCAGAGUGAAUGUUCCAAGUGGCUCUUCUCCACAAUCUUACACACUACUCACCACCAACAUUGGAUCCACAACUCCAAGAUUGGUGACCUAUCACAACAAUCUCGUGUACUAUGGGGACGGAAAACGUGUUUACACCUAUGAUCUUUUAUCUUCAACACGUUCGAGUGAUGGCCCCUAUACUAACAAUGUUGCUGGUCUAACACAUGAUGGUACUCAUCUCGUUUAUGGUUUAGCGAGCAAAGGGUUUUACAUGGAUAGUGCUGCCUCACCUUUUGCCUCUUUAUCCCUCGCUGACUCUGACACUAUUAUUCCAAAUCCUAUCAACAAUAGCCAAUAUUUUUAUCAAGAUGGAUCCAGUAUCAAAACAAUUGACUCUACGGGCACUGUUAUUUCCACCAUUUCUGGUGUGAGCCCAAAAUUUAUGGCCUAUUUCAACGGUUUCAUUUAUUUUACAGAAUCGAACGCAAUCAAACGAGUGAACCUCACAGAUAACAGCAUCACGACUCUAAUCUCAAUUAGUGGAACCAGUGGUGGUAUUUAUGUUCAUACGACAGGAGACAUUUAUUUUGGAGAAGGUACAACAAUUUACAAAGCAUCUCCAACUUGUGAUACCAACACCGAGUCAUCAAAUGCACCUUAUUGUGACUGUUUGUCAGGUUAUUAUCGAUCAAGUGACUCUCUUACUUGUGUACCAACAUGUUUUGGAAUCGUGCAAGGAAAUAGUUCAGUGUGUAGUGGCCAUGGAUCAUGUGAUGCAGUGGACACUUGUGCUUGUAAUUCGAAUUGGGGUGGUUUGAAUUGUUCCUUACCAAAAUGUUUUGGUAUUUUACAAAGUAAUUCAAGUGUGUGUAAUGGAAACGGUUCUUGCAAUGCAGUGGAUACUUGUAUUUGUAACUCGAAUUGGGGAGGUUUGAAUUGCUCCUUACCAAAAUGUUUUGGAAUUUUACAAGGUAAUUCAAGUGUGUGUAGUGGUCAUGGAUCAUGUCUUGAUGUUGAUACUUGUGAGUGUACCUCUGGUUGGUAUGGUUUAAACUGCUCAAUUCCAAGUUGUUAUGGUAUUUUACAAAACUCAUCAAGUGUUUGUAAUGGUAAUGGGUCUUGUAAUGCAGUGGAUACUUGUAUUUGUAACUCAAAUUGGGGAGGUUCGAACUGUUCUCUACCAAAAUGUUUUGGUAUUUUACAAAGUAAUCCCUCAGUUUGCAGUGGUCAUGGAUCUUGCAAUGCAGUUGAUACUUGUAUGUGUAACUCGAAUUGGGGAGGUUUGAAUUGUUCUCUACCAAAAUGUUUUGGUAUUUUACAAAGUAAUCCCUCAGUGUGCAGUGGUCAUGGAACCUGUAAUGAUGUUGAUACUUGCGUUUGUAACUCGAAUUGGGGAGGUUCGAACUGUUCUCUACCAAAAUGUUUUGGUAUUUUACAAAGUGAUCCCUCAGUUUGCAAUGGAAAUGGAUCUUGCAAUGCAGUUGAUACUUGUACUUGUAACUCGAAUUGGGGAGGUUUGAAUUGUUCUCUACCAAAAUGUUUUGGUAUUUUACAAAGUAAUCCCUCAGUUUGCAAUGGAAAUGGAACCUGUAGCGCAGUUGAUACUUGUAUUUGUUACUCAAAUUGGGGAGGUUUGAAUUGUUCUCUACCAAAAUGUUUUGGAAUUUUACAAAGCAAUCCAAGUGUGUGCAAUGGAAAUGGAUCUUGCAAUGCAGUGGACACUUGUAUUUGUAACUCAAAUUGGGGUGGUUCUAACUGUUCUCUACCAAAAUGUUUUGGUAUUUUAAAAAGUAAUCCUUCAGUGUGCAGUGGUCAUGGAACCUGUAAUGAUGUUGAUACUUGUAUUUGUAACUCAAAUUGGGGAGGUUUGAAUUGUUCUCUACCAAAAUGUUUUGGUAUUUUACAAAGCAAUUCCUCUGUGUGUAGUGGUCAUGGAUCCUGUAGCGCAGUUGAUACUUGUAUUUGUAACUCGAAUUGGGGAGGAUCCAAUUGUUCCUUACCAAAGUGUUUUGGAAUUUUACAAAGCAAUCCUUCAGUGUGUAGUGGUCAUGGAACCUGUAAUGAUGUUGAUACUUGUAUUUGUAACUCAAAUUGGGGAGGUUUGAAUUGUUCUCUACCAAAAUGUUUUGGUAUUUUACAAAGUAAUCCAAGUGUGUGCAGUGGAAACGGUUCUUGCAAUGCAGUGGACACUUGUAUUUGUAACUCGAAUUGGGGAGGUUCUAACUGUUCUCUACCAAAAUGUUUUGGUAUUUUACAAAGUAAUCCUUCAGUUUGCAGUGGAAACGGUUCUUGCAAUGCAGUGGACACUUGUAUUUGUAACUCGAAUUGGGGAGGAUCCAAUUGUUCCUUACCAAAGUGUUUUGGAAUUUUACAAAGUAAUCCUUCAGUGUGCAGUGGUCAUGGUACCUGUAAUAAUGUUGAUACUUGCGUUUGUAACUCAAAUUGGGGAGGAUCCAAUUGUUCCUUACCAAAAUGUUUUGGUAUUUUACAAAGUAAUUCCUCUGUGUGCAGUGGUCAUGGUACCUGUGAUGCUCCAAAUGUUUGUAAAUGUUCAGACACUACUCAAUGGGGAGGUCAGUUCUGUCAAACUCCAGUUUGUUAUGGUAUUUUAGCCAAUGAAACCUCAACGGUAUGCAGUGGAAGAGGAAGCUGUACAGCACCAGGUACUUGUAGUUGUAAUACUAAUUAUUAUGGAUCAAAAUGUGAAUUAACUACCUGCAAUGGUGUUGCUUCAGACAAUUCAGAUGUUUGUUAUGGACAUGGAGUGUGUUCAUCCUUUAAUAAUUGUACUUGUACAACUGGAUAUGGACCUUCAAACACUUGUCAAUACCCAAUUUGUGGAGGAUUCUUGGCCAAUGACACCAGAGUCUGUAAUAACUCGCGUGGUAUUUGUACUUUACCAGGAAAGUGUUCACCUCUUGAUCCUGUCUGUUAUGGAAAAGCAAACAAUGUCUCUGAUGUUUGCAGUGGAAAUGGUACUUGCAUUGACUGGGAUGAAUGUUAUUGCAACACUAGCUAUUAUGGAAAUGUUUGCCAAUUCUGGAAGUGCAAUGGCAAAAACUUCAAUGACUCGUUGGUGUGUAGUGGACAUGGUACAUGUGCCUCUGUGAACUAUUGCGUCUGCUCCCCUGGAUGGUAUGGCACCAAUUGUGAUGUACCCAUGUGUGUUGGAAAAUUAUCAACAGCUUCUGAUGUUUGUAAUUACAAGAAUGGUACAUGUACAACACCUGGACCAUGUUCAUGUUUCACAGGUUACACUGGUUCAGAUUGUAGUAUACCAAUUUGUUAUGGAACACCUGGAAGUUCAUCUCAAGUGUGUUCUGGAAGAGGUAGUUGUGUCAGUAAGGACAAUUGUAUCUGUGAUCCUGCAAAAUACGAUGGCACCCAAUGUCAAAACUACAAGUGUUAUGGAAUUUCUCAAACAAAUUCAAACGUCUGUAGUGGAAAUGGUACAUGUAUUGGUGUAGAUACUUGUAGUUGUUUUGCAAAUUAUACUGGUUCUAAGUGUGACAUUGUCAUGUGUUCAGGAAAAUCAGCACAAGACUCCUCUGUGUGUAGUGGAAAUGGUCAAUGUAUUGAUGUGAAUAAGUGUCAAUGUAAUAGUGGAUACUAUGGUUCGAAUUGUGAAUAUACCACAUGCAAUGGUAUUGCAUCCGAUAGUACUGAUGUUUGUAAUUAUAAGAAUGGUACUUGUGCUGCCUAUAACAAGUGUGUCUGUAAUUCUCAAUGGACUGGAAAUGAUUGUGAAAUUACCUCUUGUUAUGGAACUUUCUCUAAUGAUAGCUCUGUUUGUAAUGGAAAUGGUAUUUGCCAAUUGCCAGACUCAUGCGCAUGUCGUAAUUCCAGCUUUUAUGGUGGAUCGACAUGUCUUCCAAAAUGUUUUGGUAUUUUAGCAGAUGUUACUGGUGUUUGUAGUGGACAUGGAUCUUGUGAUGCUCCGAAUGUAUGUCGUUGUUCGAGUGGAUACCUUUACUCAGAUUGUUCUCUGUUUUAUGUUCCUGCUUCAGGCAUUACCUUACAAUUCAAUAGCACUACAGCGUAUGUGAAUGAGGCCUCGACAUUACUCACUCUCUCUCUCAGUCAUCCAACUUUUGCAGCCACUUAUAUUGGUAGAACUGUGAGAAUUGCCUUUGAUUUUGAAUUUAAUGGACAAGUGACUUCCAAUCAAACGUAUGAUGUUGUUCCAUCCUCAUCAACAACCAAUGUACAAUUAAUUGCUCCAUCAUACUCCAAUACUGGUUCUCUGAAGGCUUACGUAGUGUUGGUGGAUCGUACCACCUCAGUGACCAUUUCAGAUCGAGUAUCAUCGAGUGCUGUUGCAAUUCAAACUCGACCAAAGCCAAGCGUUGUCACCUCUUCCCCUCGUAAUACCGAUGGAGGAAAUGGCGGAGCUAUUGCAGCUGGUGUCAUUGUUCCUUUGGUUGUGAUUGGAGGUGUUGCUGGUCUCACAGCUACCAUUGUCUCAGUGGUUGUUUUUAUGAAGAAGAAAGCUGCUGCAGCUGCUGCUCAGGAAAUCAGUGCUGCUCAGCAUGUGAAUGUGGAAUUGGCUGAAGGCUUUUAA